This is a messenger RNA of Rhagoletis pomonella (apple maggot), 1149 nucleotides long. RefSeq lists its product as uncharacterized. Gene Ontology annotation, molecular function: protein dimerization activity. The record is from RefSeq and is a predicted model, not a curated record. The transcript has 3 exons. Bases 1 to 1149 code for a protein of 382 amino acids. Lineage: Eukaryota; Metazoa; Arthropoda; Insecta; Diptera; Tephritidae.
AUGAUAAGAUGUGGUACGCUUUUACAGAACGAGACUGAACAUGUCGAAAGCACGUUUGACCAUGACGAGGAUGAAGCCGAAGAAAAUAUGGAUUUUAUUCCAUGUGAUAAUAUUUUCGACGAUCCGCUGUUUGAUAAUUGCAUGGCUACUCACUUCAAUACUCUCUCUGUUAUAAGAUGUGCCGCGCACACUUUGCAGUUGAGUGUGCACGAUGUUUUAAAACAUGCAGAUGUAAAACACAUGUUUGAAGAAUGCCGUGCAAUUGCAAAAAAGCUCCGCACACCAGCAAUGCAUCGAAUUCUAGUCAAGUAUAACUUGCCACCACCAAUUGCUGAAUGCCCAACACGUUGGAGCUACUCGUACAAUUUAGUACAACGCUUAAAAAUGCUUCAAGAAUUCAUCAAAAACAAUUUUGAAAAUCAAACCAUAGACUGGGAUUUUGUAGACGAUUUUUUAAAAAGCUUUUCUGUUAUGAAAGUGGUGACGGAAAAGCUUCAAAAUCACAACUUACUUUUCGGCGACUUUAUAAAAUUCUUUUUAGAAACUUGCUUAACGGUAAAAAAAGGUUCCGAGCACUCAAACAUUUCAAAACUAUUGUUCAAUUCAAUGAACGAACGAAAAAAAAAUUUACUUGGUAAUCCAACAGUGGCUGCAGCUAUUUACCUAGACCCUAGGCUACAUCGUUUGUUGCAAAGUUUGGAAUUCUCGCAUAUGAGACUAGUAGCCAUUGAACAUCUGAAAGCGUUACAUUUGAAAGUUAGUGCUCUGUCUACACAGCUCGGACAAGACAUCAGUGUUACAAUAGAAAGCGAGGACAAUAGUGAGGAUACAGAUUUGCUUGGAGAACUUCUAAAUCAAAUAAGUUCAACUACAUCCAACGAUUCAUGCAUUUUAGAAGGAUAUUCAGCUAUUGAAUCAUUCAAUGAAUCAACAGACACAAAAGAAAAUUUAGCUGCCUUUUGGGAACGAAAGAAAUAUACACACAAAAACUUGUAUCAGCUUUCCCAAGUUAUCCAUGCAACUCCGGCAACGCAAGUGAGUGUAGAGCGUGCAUUUUCUACACUUAAAUACAUUGUAAACGACUACAGGUCAAAUUUAAGUGAUGAUUUGACCGAAACUAUUUUACUAUUAAGGUUAAAUAACAAAUAA